Larimichthys crocea (large yellow croaker) is the source of this 1997-nucleotide messenger RNA. RefSeq names its product F-box protein 9 (gene fbxo9). The transcript has 13 exons. NCBI's taxonomy places the organism in Eukaryota, Metazoa, Chordata, Actinopteri, Sciaenidae. Bases 405 to 1679 code for a protein of 424 amino acids. Gene Ontology annotation, molecular function: protein binding. The record is from RefSeq and is a predicted model, not a curated record. Gene Ontology annotation, biological process: SCF-dependent proteasomal ubiquitin-dependent protein catabolic process. Gene Ontology annotation, cellular component: cytoplasm; SCF ubiquitin ligase complex.
CUGUCACCUGGUUACAUAACACACAGCCCAUCCUGGUAGUCAGGGGGGGCUGCUCCCUCUAGAUUUAUUUAUUUUACCAUUAAUUUAGGCAUUUAUUCGUUGUUUAGCGUUGAGUACGUGCUGACUGCAGUUCACAGACACACAGAGCUCCGCAGGGCGCCUCCUUCUUUCUCCUCCUUUCUCCUCCUCCUCCUCCUCUCUCCAACUCCGCCACACUCGCUGACUUCCUGUGUCUGUCACUGGGGCUCCGGGCUGCUCAGCGAAAUGGCUGCGUUCCUGCGAGCUCGUAAAUAUGUCCGCUGUGUCGUCCGUUUCUCCGACCGUGAACUGUAAACGCUAGUGUUGACCGCUUGUGAGUUUUAAAAAACAAAAACAAAAAAAGGGGACGCACUGACCCAGCUGUCAUGGCUGAAGAAAAUGCCGAUAUCGGAGGUACGAUUGAGGAUGAAGAUGAAGGUUCAGAUGACCCAAAUCUUCAGGUGCAGCUCAAUGCGUUUAGAGCUCAGUGGAUGUCUGAACUCAAACCGAGCUCUGGAGCAACUGGAACGAGUGACCGACUGCUGCGAGCUAAAAGUCUGAAGAAGACGCAAGAAACGGUGCGGGAGGAAAAAGCCACAGAGCUGUUCUUGAGAGCUGUCCAGGAAGAGCAGGAUGGAGCCGUCUAUGAGGCCAUCAAGUUCUACCGCAUGGCUAUGCAGCUUGUGCCUGACAUUGAGUUUAAAAUCAACUACAGCCGUCCUCCUGACACUGACCGAGGUGGAGGAAACUACAUGGAGGACGAUGAUGUUGACGGUGAGAUUGAGGAUCUACUUUCCUACUUUGAGCAGCAGCUCACCCUGGAAAGCUCCUUUCCAAAGAUCUGCAUCCCUGAGUUGGACAUGACUCAGACGCACAUUUCAGCCUUGCCACAGGAAAUCCUGAUGUACAUAUUCCGUUGGGUUGUGUCGAGUGAUCUGGACAUGCGAGCACUGGAGCAGCUCUCUUUGGUUUGCCGUGGGUUCUACAUUUGUGCAAGGGAUCCUGAGAUUUGGCAUCUAGCCUGUGUGAGAGUGUGGGGACGUAACUGCACCAAGGUUGUACCCUUCAAAUCCUGGAGGGAGAUGUUUCUGAGAAGGCCACGUGUUCGUUUUGAUGGCGUCUACAUCAGCAAGACAUCGUAUAUUCGUCAAGGAGAGGAGUCGCUGGAUGGAUUUUACAGGGCUUGGCACCACGUUGAGUACUACAGGUACCUCCGCUUCUUCCCUGAUGGUCACGUCAUCAUGCUGACCACCCCCGAGGACCCGCUGGCUGUUAUCCCUCACUUGCGCACUAAGAACAUCAGAAUGGAUUCUGCUCUGCUCGGUCAUUUCCGUCUGUCACAGGAGACAGACAAUCAAACCAAAGUCUUUGCUGUUGUCUGCAAGAAAAAGGAGGAGAAAGCGUCCGAGUUUCAAAGAAAUCGGUUCUGCAGGCGGAACCCACCUCCGGAGGCUGAACACAGUUUCCACGUGGGACUGCAUCUCUCCUCUGGGGGGCGUCAGAGCUUCAGUAAGCUGGUGUGGAUCCACCACUCCUGCCACAUCACUUACAAGCUGACCGGGGAAACAGUUGUCACAGCGUUUGACCUGGACAGGAUGUACACACCCUUCGUCUUUGCACGUGUGAAGAGUUACACUGCUUUCUCUGAUCAGCCUCUUUAAGCAACCUGGAGACCUGAAACCACAGCAAAUGUUCCUUUACCGUUUUAACAAGAUGCACACAUCCUUAGCCUCUUAUAGUUUGGGCUGCAGCUGGAUUAUUGUGUCGCUAUAAUAAACCCUCAUAUAUCCUACAUGCAAGCAUGUUACGUUUCAGGUUUACAGAAUAGAAUACUUAUUUUCUGAUUUCAGAAAUUAUGGCAAUGGGCUGAGAGCUAAAAUAAUUAGCAACCUUUCCCCCCAUCUCUCCCAAGCAAUGAAUGUUCAUGCUGUUUUUGUUUCAUGGUGCACUUUGUCUCUCAAAUAAACUGAUGAACAGAA